AUGAUACAACUGACAACGGCUGUCGCGAUAGCAGGUACAUGCUCGGUAAUCUUCAUGGUUUCCGCAGUAGUGAUUACUAUCAUUUGGAUCAAGAUUCGCCAGGAACGCAGGUCGCUUGCGCUGAUGCGGACAGCACACCGACCUUACGCUCAUGGACUCUCAAGCUUUCCUGAAGAAACAUACACUGAGUUGUCGCGCGAAGAAGGCUCCGCGCUGAGGCAGUAUGGACAGCUUCCAUAUGGUAGACCAACCGAAUGGGGUCUACUGGCCUCGAGGGAAAGCCUCGAUCAAUUAUCAGGCGACAAGUCACCGUUCGAGCUGCUGAAGAAGACGCGCAGCUUCUCCCUCAAGCACUCCCUAUCUUCCAAGUCGAAACGACUGUCCAAAAACUUGGCGACGCUUGGCUCAUUGACGACGCUGGCAGAAGCUUCCGAACGGCCCCAUUCUCAGGUGUCAGUUUCGAAAGAGAACUUGAUCGUCUCGGCUGUUGAUGGAGUCCUGGAACUUCCGACGGAAACUACACCCAGACAAACGCCGGAACGGGAGGAUAUUCAGCCAAGUAGUGGCAAUAACAUCCGUCCUGUCUCGGGUGGGUGGCCGUUGCUUCCGCAGAAAGAACGUUCCAAUGCGCUUUUCCCUGUUUUCGAGGAUCACCACGAAGGUGCUGACCCUAACGUGUCACGGAACCGAGGUGGCAGCAUCACAUCUCAAACACCUGGAAUGGCGCCGGAUCAGCCCGUUCCACCCCCUCCUUGUGCAUACCCUCCGAACCGUUUCCGUUUGUCGAAAAAUGAUUCUAUCCGAUACUCGUCCGCCAGCCUUGAAACAGCAGAUAGCUCGAUCCUAGACGACAGUCGAAGAACUUCCGCAAACAUCGAUAGCAGCCUCAUAUCCCCUGCGUUGCCGCCCUGCCCUACCUUUGCCCCAUUCAGUGCGAAUGACGUUGGGAAGGAAUAUGAUCGUAGAAGCUUUGCGGCCAACGCGGCUCCUUUUAUCUUCCCCCCUAACUCUCCCGCGCGCAAAGGGCAAAGAGUUGACUCCGAGCGUCCCUCUCCUCGUCGCAGCCUAACUGCAUGCAGCCCUACUCGUUCGUCUGAGCGGGUUAGCCCCCCACCCAGGCGAAGCGAAUCGUUCUCCGCUAGACAGUCCCUGAACACUACAUCCAAUCCUUACCUUGAUCUGGACCAUAUUCCUCCACUUAAUACAAGAGGCCACAACAGCGGCUUGCUGCCGUAUUCUACUCAGAUGCAGCGACACUCAAUGCAUGGCAGUCCACAGAGAGACAAUGACCCUUUCUACAAAGGGACAGCCGCUUCGCAAAGUUUUACAUGGCACCCGCACACUACAGGGAGGCGAGCGAGCAGCUUUCAGCCACAGGAAACAUUGUCUCAGGUCACAAAUGGCCACCCAAAGCCACCAUUGGCAUCCGCUAUGAAAAGCAGUGGACACCGGAAAGGACACAGGCGACAAAAUUGCGUUCGAAUCUCCAUCCACCCACCUAUUACAUUCACCGGGCCUGCGUUUUCCCCAAUGGUUGAAGAACCGGAAGAAGCUGAAGAAGUGGUUUUUCGCCGGUCCGAGAUAUCUGAUAUGUCUAUGUCAAAUGUCUCACGUAACUCCAGUGUUUCCGCCAUGUCUAGCGCAAACAGAAACAGUUUCCAAGAUGUCCAAGCAGACCGGCCCAUUUCCCGAGUUAUUGAGGUGCCCAGUGAGGCGCGCGUAGAGUCUUCUGGCAGCCCGGUGAAGAAGAAGAAAAGGCUUACACAGCCAGAUUCGGCUACUGCUGCAGAGAAAGUGCUGCCCGAGAUUCUCACAAGCCUACCAACGAGCACAGACAAAGAAAGCCUCUCUCAGACUCCGUCACCGGAACGAAACCCAUACAUAUGGAAAGUCCCGUACCAAGCCUCACCCACUACGCUCGAGAACCCUCCAACACAUGGAAGUCCUCGCCGAUCAGCAGUUAUGGGGCCUCGCACUCAGCCCAAGCCCGCACGCAAUAGCUAUCAAUCACUGAUUUCUUCGGAGAAUACCACCCAAACGACCUCACCCUCUUCAGCCCGCCCUGCUCGCAAUAAUACCGUGAGAAGUUCCAGCGAAAAGCAUUCCAUCUCCCUGCGACGGGUCAAAAGUGAAGCCAAAGAGCAAACACUACCGCGUGGCCAGGCUCAGCCCGGAGAAGGAACCAGCCACUACACCACCAGUCCCUCGUAUAAUACCGCUCAGCCAAAGAUUGCGGGAGCCCAGGUCAGCGCCAUAGUCCCUAUCUGGGAAGACCGAAGCAAGAGUGAUGCACAGAAGACGCCGCGACGAUCAACCGUUUCCCUCGUCUAUGACCCUCCCAACCUUAACGACAAGAGCGGCUCGUCUCCGCAACGCAGUCAAGCAGAAAAAAUGGCGCUUAUGUCGAGUUAUCGGAACUCCAAACACGGCUGCACGACGCCAGCGCGAAAGACCGUGGGAUUGGGGAUUGGUGCGAGUACUCCGGGAAGCCUGUACGACGGGGAUGGAUUUCUAAAAGAAUAA
Molecule: messenger RNA, 2523 nt
Organism: Aspergillus mulundensis
Lineage: Eukaryota; Fungi; Ascomycota; Eurotiomycetes; Eurotiales; Aspergillaceae
Exons: 1
Coding region: 1-2523 (840 amino acids)
Source: RefSeq, a predicted model, not a curated record